UGAUUCUACGCCUUCCCUGUAUAUCAAAUCUUUUCUCCCUUCACUCUUUUAUAUUUAAAAUAUAGAAAUCUUUCCUCUCUAUAAAAAGAUCCCCCUUCUCUCAACCAUCUCUCCUUUUCUCUAACCCUAAUUAGCGGCCAGACAUACCAUCUGAUGAUGUUGUUUAUUUUUUCUAAGGCUAUAGAGGCUCACGCUUUCUAAAUAUCAUAUUCCAUAACUUUCUUUUACUGUACCGAUUGCAGGUAUUCCAAGCAGUCGAUUCAUCGAGACGAUGAAGAACAAUUGGAUUUGUAUGGGGCUUCUUAACUCUAUUUUCCUCUCUAUUGCUUGCUUCGAUUCACCGAUAUCGAUCUGUUUCUUGGGGAUUCGGAUCUAAAUCUCUGUCGGUGAUCUGUUUCUUGGGUUUCCUUCUCAAGAAUGUUCAAAGAAAUAGACCAGAUUUUACUUUAACGUGAAGACCCUGUCUACUCCACCAUCACUUUAAUUGCAGGUAAACCAUCAUCUACCCAUAUCACUUUAUUUAGACAAAAUUUGGUCUAAAAUUUGGCACCUUCUUUUGUAUAGGGAAUGUAAUAUACUUAUCUUGCUUUUUUUUCCUUGAUUAUAAAUCCUUGUAAUAUUUGUUAUAUGGUAAGUGAAAUAAUAAAACACUGUAAUAUAUGGUUAUUACUUGGGUGGUGGAGAAUUUGAAAUUUUUAGAAAAACAAUUUGUGAAUGAGAUACAUUAUUUGAUUUAGUCUCAUAAUAUAUGGUUAUUAAAGAUAUUGAAUUUUACACGAUAAAAUAGAUUCCAAUGCAGUUUGGUGUUUAUUUAGUGGUGCAAUUCCAUAAACUUAUAGUUUUGUUCAAUGUUGGUAUUCAUUUGGUGGUGCAAUUCAACACAGCCGCUAGCAAAGCAGGUUGGUUUUACAUUUCAUCGAUUCCAUUCGAUAAAAUCCCCUUGAUUGUCACAUUCUGUUUACUUGAAAGUAAGAUCACAAGGCCUCAAUCAAGGAAGAACUUCAAAGAGCACAAUGAGAGAGUUCAACAUCAAAUGAAAAGAUUAAAUUUAAUCAGUUACUUCAUAACCCAUAAAAGCAAUGAACUUACAUUUUCUUACAUUUUUCCCCAGCAUCUACCAACAACCAAAUUAGUUAUUCUUCACUAUCCUUGAGGCACCGAAUAUUGUUCCUCUCCCUGCAACAUCGUAACUUAAAUUGGUUGUCCCUCUCCUGAUUUCCUUCCAUCAUGAACAAUGAAACCUCGGGCUUUCAAAAUCUCCAAUCUAUCAGAAAUCAAAGCUUCUACUAUUAGCCUAUUACUACUAAGAUGCAUUGACGUAUUUUUAAAAUCCCAAUUUUAGUUCUUGUAGGCAUAGUUACAUGGCUAAUUAAGUUUAUUAAAAGGAAGGUUGCAUUGGUAGUCCUUGAAGAGAUUCUUUAUUGCAUCUUUGGUUGCUGGUUCAAAGGACAUUAAAAUGGCUAUGUUAAAAUUCAAUAAGAUGACUAUUUUCCCCAUCAUAUUCAGCUUCUUCCUAUGUUCCCAAGUUCAUCUUUUAUUUUUAAAAUUUUCAUCAUUUCUUUUUUAUUAAUAAAAUUUUAAGAACAUAACUAACUUCCAUCUAAUACUUAAUUAAUAUAUACAUUUUAAUUAUAUCAAAUCUAGACCUGAUGAUAAAACCUAAAAUUAGAG
This is a messenger RNA of Lactuca virosa, 1671 nucleotides long. The record is from the annotation of a GenBank genome assembly. NCBI's taxonomy places the organism in Eukaryota, Viridiplantae, Streptophyta, Magnoliopsida, Asterales, Asteraceae.